Messenger RNA from Spinacia oleracea (spinach), 761 nucleotides. RefSeq lists its product as uncharacterized. The coding region runs from base 387 to 695 and encodes 102 amino acids. The transcript is spliced from 5 exons. Lineage: Eukaryota; Viridiplantae; Streptophyta; Magnoliopsida; Caryophyllales; Amaranthaceae. The record is from RefSeq and is a predicted model, not a curated record.
ACUGUAUUAUGUUUAUGUAAUCCUAAAAUGGUCAAUAAGAUAAAUGGCAGACCGCGAAAAACAAUGGCAUAUGUAUUGUUAACUAAAUGUAAUUAUGUAAUAGGGUAAGACAUUAGAAUACAAGUAUGUAGGGUAGAAUUAGAGCAUUGUCAAUAAUGCAUUUUGGAGUUUUGAAUAAUGUCAGGUCAGCAUGUCACGAUAGGGCUAAUGAACACUCGGAUUGAAUACGGUAGAAUGUGCCAAAAAAAAAAUUUAAACGAGAUUCUCAGUUUGAUUAAUAAGUUGUAAAUUGUAAUGCAGUAAGACGGAAAGAAUUUGGGAAAUUGGAAGAUUGAAGAUUACACAACCAGGAAGUGAUAUGCCAAAGGGAAAGGUUCAUAUUUCAGAUGCCUGUGCUGUGUGUGUGUGCAAAGCAUAUGACUCCACCUCAAAAUUUUAAGGCUAUGACUCAAAUCCCAAAGAAGCUUCUCCACCCUUCUCAUAGUGCUUUUCGGAGUUACAAGAGAUUAAGUGGACAAUCUAAGGGAACUAAAUUAACAUGGAUUCCAGCACAGCGUGCUCAACAACCGGGAUCACUAGAUUGUGGCUACUACGUCAUGCGUUUUAUGUACGACAUAAUAAUGAAUCAUGGUAAUAGUCAAGAUCUUACUAAGGAAGAACAUUGCCUUAUUCACCGGAGGAGAUUAAUGUUGUGAAAGAUUUUUGGGCAGAUUACUUCAUGAACAAUGUCGAAUUUUAGCUUAAUUUGUAAUAUGAACUCG